AUAUAAUGACCGCGCAUAUUGGGCUAUUCGUAGGUGUUGUAUCGACCCAUCACACUCAAUGCCAUUCUCACUUGAAUAAUUUGUCUUUUGUGUUGAUUGUUGACUUGUUGUGAACGCAGCGUAGCUUGGGUUGUGCCUUACCCCUCGAUUCGUCCCCAUACUCGACAACGUCGUUCGGAAGAACUCCAACUGCUGGCAGAUCGGGGACAUCACACGACAGCACGCGUGGCCAUGGAGACACUUUCGAAAGAUGGGAAGGAGAACGACAAAAGGUUCAGGGGACGCUUCAUGAACAAGCUCUUCAAAGACAAGAAAGACGCCACCACCCCGCAGGAAGAUGUGGACGAAUUUCUCCACGGACCGUCAGACAAGUUGCAUAUGAUGCCAGUUACGAAUGGCCCUCCCAGCAUACCUCCUUUAGCACGAAUUGAUACGGCCAGCGCACGUCGGUGGCCAACUGCUGCAGAAGUCCAAACAACGAAAAGAACGCGGGGUCAGUCAAGUCCAAGACGGAGCAGGAAAGGGUUGGUCGUUCGAUUCACAGAAACCCAACCAGAGGUCAUUGGCGAGGGAGGUGAUGAAGCAACUUCACCUGUAUCUGAUAUAUCACUGAGGAAGAGGGCACAUAGUCAUCCACAAGUACGGCAGCCAAGUCGAGAGGAGGACUCACGAGGGCGCAGUGAGACCAACCCAGUCGAGUAUGGAGCAAGCUUCGCAGAGCGCAUGGCGGAGAAGGAGUCAUUUCGUCCUGAACCUUUACGGCGUACGCAAACAGGCUUCGAGUCAAUUGCAGACACUGGCAAUAGCUCUGUGCCAGCAAUGCCAGAGAUACGUACGGAAGAGCGACUUUCACCACACAAUGACCUCAGCCUACCACGAGACCGACGUUCAUUUGCGGAUAUGGUGAAAGACGAUAUGCGUUCAGGCGAGGGUCAGGCUUUGGUGAAGGGAUCAACUUCUCUCGAUGAACAAUUAGCACGACCCGACUCACCAGGAGCAGCCGCUCUUAGUGUUACACCACAGAUGGAACAACUUCAGAUCAACACGAUGAAGAAUCAGCACAUACCUAUUCCAUCUCCAGCAGUAUCCGAGUUCAGUCAUCCUCCAACGCCCAAUAGACCCGGAACAGCUUCUCUUUCGUCAGAUAGUCCUGCAGCCUAUUCUGCACAGUCAACAGUCUCACCCCACAAUUUACCAAGAAGUCUUCAAGUCUCACAAGAUUCACAUGACAGUCCAGCAACCAAUUCCAGGUCAUCACCUCUGAGCUUGAAAGGAGGUCUGUACGAUACGAAGAACCUCACAGAAAGCCCAGCAACGCUCUCUCGGACAGGUACUCUGUCACUUCCAGAUGCAGCUGUAGCUGUAGGAGAUGAUGCAUUGCGGGAAUUUUCGAGGCGGACCUCCCAUCUCAUCACAUUAUUUCGAUUAUCAAUGGAAGCGUUCAAACCAUUGCCUAAGUGCUCACUCGAAGAACUCGUCCGUGCUGGAUUGUGGUGGUUCUUGAGAGGUAGACUGAACAUUGAAUCUACAAUAAGAGACCGGCCUGCGAGCCCCCAAGCCCAACAUACCAAUUUCUUCCUUCGUCAGCAGGCGUACGCAGAUCUUGCUAAAGCACUUUGGUUGGUGGAGACCGUGACAGCCCAAUUCCCAGAAACUCAAUUACGACCCGGUUCCACAGACUCCACAUCACCUCUAGCCGAUAUUCUUGAGUGUCGUCAAAAUGUUCUCUCAAGCUUGAGGAAGUUGACCAUGUCAAUGAAACGCAACAACUUCUUACCUCCAGAAGCUGAUGAUGCUCCACUUACACAAGGACUAGAUGCGUCAAUAUGGGUUCAAGACGAAGGCAGUCGAUCUUUGAUUACGAGUCAGAGAUCAACUUCUAUCCUUCCCCUCUCAGAAGCGCUUCCACUGGGGGACACAAGCCGAACCUUCCAAUAUGUAAGAAUGUUUGUCGAAGCAAUGCUUGUUGAAGAGGGUGCACCACAGCACUAUCGCUUUCCUGCCUUGGUGACUGUAGUUCGUGGCCAGAAAGAGCAGACUAUAACUGCUGUCGUAGCAAGCCAAGAUGGUUCUAUAAAUAUGACUAUUCAAGCAGACAAGAAUCGUGGACCAACAUGGGAGGAUGUUCGAUGGCAAUCAAAGAAGCAAAUGGUCGAAGUCUACCUACCACGAGGCUUCAUCUUACGUCUUCAUCUUACCGAGCAAAAUUUCAGGAUACUUUGGGGUAUCUAUGAUUAUGAACAACAAACACAGGGGAUGCUUGAGCGACGAGAGGGUGAACAGAUCAUUUUUGAAACUGUUCUUCGAAAUUUUCAAUACUUUGAUCAAAAUCCCCAAGCUUCGUUCCCCAAGGAAGCACAACCACAAUGUCUUCUACGUGUCUUCGAAAAGACAAUUGUUCAGAAAGCUGCUACCGGACCUCGGACUCUACACCGAGGUUAUCGUCUAGCUUUGAACACAAGUACCAAGACCAAGAAUUUAAGAGGAAUCGACCAAGAUUUCUUACCAACGAUGCCCAUCUUGUACAACUUUUUACGUGGUGACGGAGGAUUACCAGCACUUUUACUCAAGGUCGAAGAUGCGAAGACCAAAUAUACUAUGGUGGCUACCUUUGACAACGUUGCGGACCGCGCCCGUCUUCACAAUCUAGUUAGCGGUAUAGCUCUUCGUUCUGCAGAAGGCAUUAUCGCCGAGUCCCCGCUACAAGGCUUCUCUGUCUCGAAUUCGGAGGGAGACAUUAAAUGUCUUCAUUCUCUCGAAUGGCAGAAAUUUAGCUUUAUCAGUCAAGACCAUGCUGGAGACUUGCAAAACGCCAAGACUGUGCUCUCAGAGCAACUGCGUGUGGUUAUGUACUCCAAGGCCGGAACAAUUACUGAUCGCAUCAAUGUGGAACCUGGAGAACUGAAGAUUAGAUUGAGCGUGAAUGCUUCCAACGAACUCAAAAUCUUGCGUCAACCUCAGCACGAUGUUACCUUAGCUAUUGCAGAGGCCUCAGUCCCGAAGGAUUUGCAGCGAGAACUCGCGGCUUCGUUGAGCACUCUUGGAAAUUCUGAAUCAACUCGUACUUACAAAUUUCCGAGUAUGACAGAAUUACACCUCUUCCAGGCCGCAAUGACAGGAUUUGUGGUCUUGUUUGACACAGUCGCGUCUUCAUUCAAUAUCUCCCGGCGACGGAUGGUAGUUCCCAUCUAUAAGAAAUGGGAUGCAGCUAUGACAAGACUGCAGGUUGUUCAGAAAGAGAAGAUUAUCCAACUAGUGGCGUUCUUCGAAAACUUCACACACGGCGACUGCAUGAACUUCACGUUGAAAUCCACGGAUGUUUUCGAAACAUCGAGCCGAGGUGGGAAGUACUCUGUACGAAUUGUAGAUGCUAAGUUUGCCAUGCCGAAAGCUCGGGAAGGAGAGCACGGGAUCGACCAUGAAUUUGUCUGUUUAGACAUGCCAGAAUAUCCUGGCGAACAUGAUGAUAUUACGAUUGUUUUUGAUAGCGAAGCGAUUCGAGACGAAUUUACGAAAGCAUUGCCGGCGCCAGUUAAGGUGGCAUCACGAAUGGGAUCUGUGAGAAGAUGAUGAUGAUGAUCAUGCAUGCCAAAGUUGGAGUACGUUUGUUGCGUUCCUGCAGAAAGCAUUUCUCAGCGAGCAUUUCGGGAUGGAGUGUAGUGAUUGCAUUUGCAUUGCAGGAUGAUAUCCACGGCGCUUCGGGGAUUUCCUUUUACGUCCAUUAUCAGUGGGUGAGACAUACACAAAAGAACGAAAAGUAGAAGGUAGAAGGGAUUGAGAUCCAACUUUCAAACAAUUGAGAGAUUCUGAGAGGACUGUAGAUUAGUAUAUCCAAAUGACAGUGUAGGAG
Molecule: messenger RNA, 3850 nt
Organism: Mollisia scopiformis
Lineage: Eukaryota; Fungi; Ascomycota; Leotiomycetes; Helotiales; Mollisiaceae
Exons: 2
Coding region: 232-3570 (1112 amino acids)
Source: RefSeq, a predicted model, not a curated record